UUUCAUGCCAUAAUCACAAAUAACAAUCAUCAUUUAAUUUUUAAUCCCAACGUUGAUCAAUCAAUUCGAAACUUUUAUACAAAAAAAAAAAAAACUUAAACUGCCAAAGCACACAAUACAAGUCAUUAGCUAACGUCAUUUUUGCCUCGUAUAAUAAAAUUACAAAAGAAUGAGACGGCAAAUGGUAGAAGAGAGGCAUUCAAGCACUAAUGUCCUCCGCCAUUUCCUUUUCCCCGCCUUUCUAUCCCUUCCUUUCCUACCUUACUUUUCCGUCCUUUCCCAUUUAUUCUGCCCCAAAAAGCUUCCAACUUCCCUCUCUUUCUCUCACACUUCCUUUCGUCCUUCCGUCUUCUUCACCCAACACAAAAAAAAGUUUUGGAAAACCCUCUCAAGACUUUGGCUUUUUCGAUUUCUGGCCACAACCCGAUUUCCCUUAUUGUAUUGGGUAGUCGGGGAGGAAAAAAUAGAGUGUGGGAUCAAAGGGAGAGCGGGAGAAGGGGCAAAUGCGGCUUCCUCUGGUAACGGAGCUCGCCGCCUGUUCUCGUUGAUGGUGGUGGUCUGGUUUUUGUAGCCCCCCGCCGGCCCCCCCUAUUGUUGACUAUUGAAAUCUUUUUCCACCCACAUUUCUAAUUCACCCCAUCUUCCGCAAUCAUUCAAUUCACGGGGCAUUCUCUCUUUCCGUCUGUCUUUUAGGGAGGGCAGAUCCCGAGAUCUCUGUCUCUCUUUCCUCUUCUUCCUCCCUCAAUCUUCUUUCUCAAAACAAAAAUCCAUCCACCCCACUUUUCAAUCCAAUAUCUCGUCGUUUUCCGCCAUAGCUCGAAGCUCUUUUCUUCAGCAUCUGUUCAACCGUCUACUUCAAGCCAGACCCAAUUUCAGACGGCUUUUCCUCUUUCCAGAUUCUGGGUUUUUCGGUUCAUCAAUUUGAUUUCUCUUUCAGAUCAUCUCCCUCUGUUUUUGUUUUUUUUUUUCGACAGAGGAGCUUAAUUUUUUAGUUAUUAUUAUUGAGGAAAUCUCUGACAAUCAUCCUCAAUCCAUUUGUCAAAUUCCAUUCCAUCCGGCCUUCCUUGUGUUUUCCGUUUCCGAUUAUUCAAUAGAAUUCUUUAUCGAGAAUCUCAAACCAGGGGGGUUUCAAAAGGAGACUGUUCCAGCUCAUCAAUGGAAGGAUGUUUCCUCUCAUCAUAUCUUAACCCCAUUCCCCAAAAUCCACUUCGUCAGGGCUCUCAAUAGCCAAAAGUCGCAGACUUUUCCAUCCUUUUCAGCUCUGGUUUCUGGAUUGGAGCUGAAUUCUCUUUUAGGGUGGAUUCGGUUGAAAUGGGUUGUGUGAGUUCGAAGCAGCACAAGCAGCGAUGCAAGCACUGCCAAGCUCCGUAUUCCCCAGUGCCCAGAAGCUACUCGAUGCACGUAAUUCACCCGCCGCAGUACAAAUCCGACAGCUACCAUCUGGUAGCCCUAACUUCCUCAACUCUCGGCUCUCUCAAGCUCGAGACGGUGAACGACGGAGAGGUCGAUUCUCCCAAUAAUGCCACCACCGCAGCCACCGGCGUCAGCAAUGAAGAUUGGUUGCUACCGGAGACAAUCAAGAACAAAGAAGAGUUCGCAAUGGGGUUAAUCGAAGCCAAGACCUGGUCCAAAAUGAUCGAGGAGAAGAUCCCACGGGUCCCCAAUCAUCAUCCCAAAACCCCAAUCAUGACUCCGCCGGGAGAGCCAGAGACGAUCAACACCUGGGAAUUAAUGGAAGGGCUAGAAGAAGAUCGUUUCACCAGCCCUUGUAGAUUACCCAACCACAUUCGAAGCUUCUCGUUCGAUGUCACCCGCGAAGCCACAGACAUCGUCGUCGACAGCCCCAAACUCAGCUUCAACCAUCAGGUAAACGCCACUCAUUUCAAAGUCGGAUCAAUCGAUGAAACGGAAGCCGAAGCAGAAGAGGAAGAAGCAAUUGAUAAGAAGCUGCAUUCGGGAAAAGGUGGGAAGGACUACUUCGACCCGAACAUCAUCUCGAUGUUCAGGAAGUCGAUGCAGGAGCUCUCCCCAAGCCACCCUUACCAUUUGAAGAAGCCCGCGAAAGAGAAAGACAGAGUGAUCGUCUACUUCACGAGCCUGCGUGGGGUGAGGAAGACGUACGAGGACAGUUGCUACGUGAGGGUGAUCCUGAAAGGAGCAGGCGUUAGGGUGGACGAACGAGAUGUAUCGAUGCACUCGGGGUUCAAGGAAGAGCUAAAGCAGCUGUUGGGAGGCUGUGGUGGAGGGUUUAGCUUGCCAAGGGUGUUCAUAGGGAAGAAGUACAUUGGCGGGGCAGAGGAAGUACGGCGGUUGCACGAGGAAGGGCAGCUCGAGAAGGCGGUGGAAGGGUGCGAGCAGGCCGAGGCAGAGGAUGGUGGUGGUGGUGGGAGUUGUGAGGCUUGUGGGGAUAUAAGGUUUGUGCCUUGUGAAACUUGUAAUGGGAGUUGUAAGAUAUACUAUGAAGAGGAAGAAGAAGAUGAAGAACUAGAGGAACAUGAGGAAGGGUUGGAAGAAGAAGAGGGGAUGAAUGGUGGUGAUUAUGGGUUUCAGAGGUGUCCUGAUUGCAAUGAAAAUGGACUAAUUCGAUGCCCAAUCUGCUGCUAUUGAUGAGUUGAGUUGAGUUCAGUUCAGUUUUCACUUGUUGAUGAUGCAGUUUCAGGUUAGGUUGGUUCUAAUCUGUGAUUUGGUUUGUGGGUUUGGGUUGGGUUUGUACAGAGAUCAGAUGGGUUGGUCUUGAUUUUUGGGGUUUAUAUAUGUUUUUUGAUGAAUGAAAGUAAUGUAAUACUUACUUACUACUUACAGGUAUAGUGGGGAGAAAUAACAGAUAUGAUUUUUCCAAUUGAUUACUGUGACAUUGCAAAUUUGUAAUGGUUUAUCCAUGCCAUCAUUAAGUUGAUGAAUGGGCUGCAUUUUGGGUUUUCACUUAUAAUCGCUUUCCAGUUAGUGUCAUCAUUUGGGGCAGAAACUUCAAAGUGAUUCGUCAAAAAAAAAAAAAAAAAAAAAAAAAACCCUUCAAAGUGGCAGCCAGAAAAGGAAGGGGGUGGUGGUGCUUUAUUGAGGAGCCAUUGAGCUCUUCUGUAAUGAUAGUUGUUUGAAUUUUUAAAUGUUUUUGGUACUUUAGGAGUGAAAGAUGUCUUGAGACGUAGAUCUCAAGUAUAUGGAUCUUUUGCUCGUUUGGAUGAUUGAUUUAGUCAUGAGGUAAUUUGAUCUAAUUGUUUUUGAAAUUAUCUUACGUUAUAUGAAUAUUUCUCAUUAUUUCUGGUAAUCAAAUUAAUGCAAAACGAAGCAAUUUAAAUUGCAUAAGUCAAUUGCUGCAUCACGAUUAUGUGUUUCCAAACGAGACAAUUAGAAUUACUUGUUACAUUAUGAGGCAAUUGGGUUAGAUAGUCUCGUCCAAACGACCCCUUUGUGUCUGGUUCAAUAUGAUUGUAAAAAAUCUAUUUGUACAUUAGUAUGAUUCUACGUGGUCAUGAGGAAGGCUUGCUUUGGUAUGUAUGGUUCCCUCUCUAAUUCCCUUUGAUGUCUUUCAUUCAACACUUUGGAUCAAGGUUGAAGCUUGAGAGUGGAAUGAGUUGUUCACUGUUCCACAAACUCCUACCUUCCAAGUGAUCAGAUUAGUAUUCUUGAUCUAAUUAUAAAAUCUUCAAUGUAAUCGUUUAAAUUAUAUUUUUCUAGAUUUAAUAUUAUUUUCAUUCUAUAUAAAUUAUAUAAAUAAUCUCCAUUGUUUAAGUAUAUAUAGUACUUCAUUAAUCUGAGGAGAAGUCACUAUAUAAAUUAUGAAUUAGUACGAGGUUGGAUUAUAGUAAUAUAUCCUAACAUCUAGUAAGAAAAUCUUAGGUCCUAACCCUCAAAACUCAAACCCUAAAAUUAAUUUGAUAAAAACAGUUAUUGAAAAAUCAUUCAUCAAAUUAUAUCCACCAGCAAAACCGUGAGAAAUAUGACCUAUUUUAGAAGUAAAUUACCCGAGGUGAGUUGAUGGUAUAAUGGGAGGCUGUAAGCAAAUCUUAGGUCCUAACCUGAAAAUUCAAACUCUAAAAUUAAUUUAAUGAAAACCUUUACUGACAAAUUAUUCUUCAAACUAUAUCCACCGACAAAAUUGUUAGAAAUGCGACCUAUUUUAGAAGUAAAUUACGGGGAAGAUGGUUGAUGGUAUAAUAGUGGGCUGUCACAGCACUAACUCUUAUGCACCAAUUCUAUUACUGUCUACUGACUACUAAGACAGGCAACCCACAACAUGAAACCCAUAUUUUAUUUUGCAUUUAGUAGUUUUUAUUGAACACUGGUCUCCCCUGUUGCACAAGCUAAUCUGCAGUUUUAUAUAUAAUAAAAUGUGCAGAAUCCUGAUAUUGAUAUUAAUUAAUUAAUUAUGUGGAUUAAGUUGCUAAUAAUGUUGCUUAAUAAAUUAUAAAAUCACGU
This is a messenger RNA of Linum trigynum, 4416 nucleotides long. Lineage: Eukaryota; Viridiplantae; Streptophyta; Magnoliopsida; Malpighiales; Linaceae. The record is from the annotation of a GenBank genome assembly.